Wasmannia auropunctata (little fire ant) is the source of this 3759-nucleotide messenger RNA. It is a transcript of the gene Non1, whose product is annotated as probable nucleolar GTP-binding protein 1. The transcript is spliced from 9 exons. Bases 295 to 2217 code for a protein of 640 amino acids. The record is from RefSeq and is a predicted model, not a curated record. Gene Ontology annotation, molecular function: GTPase activity; RNA binding; GTP binding. Gene Ontology annotation, biological process: ribosomal large subunit biogenesis. Gene Ontology annotation, cellular component: nucleolus. NCBI's taxonomy places the organism in Eukaryota, Metazoa, Arthropoda, Insecta, Hymenoptera, Formicidae.
CGCCAUUGUGAAGUUUACCCACAACAGAACCCAGAGCUCUCUCGCGCUUCUCUCUGACGGAACAUUACAAUUUUCACGAUCCUGUCGAUAAUAUCGUCGUUCUGAUAGCGCCACGAAAAAGGCCGCCGCCAUGAUGAUUUCGAGCUUGAGACACGUGCUGGUGCUUGCCUGAGUAAAAGGAGCGGUCGAAGGGACUGGAACGUCCUGCGUCUUCCCGAGGGGGCAGAUAUUUAUUAAAAGAGAAGGAAGAAGAACGUUGCCUCUCUGACGCACGGUUCAGUAAACCAAAGAAAAAUGGUUUUGUACAAUUUCAAGAAAAUUGCGGUUGUCCCAACCGCGAAGGACUUCAUCGACAUAAUCCUGUCGAAGACACAACGGAAGACGCCGACUGUCGUGCACAAGCAGUACAAGAUCACGAGGAUACGCGCCUUCUACACGCGGAAGGUGAAGUUCACCCAGCAGAACUUCCACGACAGAUUAUCCCAGAUAAUACAGGAGUUCCCCAAGCUGGACGACGUCCAUCCGUUCUACGCCGACCUGAUGAACGUCCUGUACGACAAGGAUCACUACAAGCUGGCGCUCGGGCAGAUAAACACAGCGAGGCAUUUGAUCGACAACGUAGCGAAGGAUUAUGUUCGUCUCUUGAAGUACGGAGAUACGUUGUAUCGGUGUAAGCAACUGAAGAAAGCCGCCCUGGGCCGAAUGGCCACCAUUAUGAAGCGGCAGGCGGCCAAUUUGACGUACCUCGAGCAAGUCCGUCAGCACUUGGCUCGACUGCCAAGCAUAGACCCUUACACGCGCACGAUAAUCAUAUGCGGGUUCCCAAACGUCGGCAAGAGCAGUUUUAUUAACAAAAUCACUCGAGCCGAUGUGGAGGUUCAGCCGUAUGCAUUCACGACGAAAUCCCUGUACGUCGGGCAUACCGAUUAUAAAUACUUGCGAUGGCAAGUGAUAGACACACCCGGGAUAUUGGAUCAUCCGCUGGAGGAGAGAAACGUCAUAGAGAUGCAGGCGGUGACUGCUCUCGCUCACCUGCGAGCCGCUGUGCUUUACUUCUACGACCUGUCGGAGCAAUGCGGCCAUACUCUGGAGGAACAAGUGAAACUUUUUGAAUCCAUUAAGCCUUUAUUCACGAACAAGCCUCUGAUGGUAGUCUUGAACAAAGUGGAUAUUUUACGUUUGGAGGAGCUAUCCCCGGAGAAGAGGGCUGUUCUGAAGCCGCUCGAGGACGACGCGAAUGUGCCUGUGAUGGAAAUGAGCACCGUCACCGAUUUCGGCGUGAUGGAAGUGAAGCUGGAGGCUUGCGAGCGACUUCUGGCCUACCGAGUCGAUCAAAAGAUCAGGACUAAAAAGGUGGAGGGGCUUCUCAACCAAUUGCACAUCGCUCAACCGAAAAAGGUGGAUCCCAAUCGCGUGCCGUGCAUACCGGAGAGCGUGCUGAAGAAGAGGCAGGCCGCCGCGGAGAAAACCGCGAGGAAGCGCAAAUUGGAGAGGGAGAUAGAGGAGGAGAUGGGAGACGACUACGUGCUCGAUCUGAAGAAGAAUUACGAUAUCGAGGGAGAUCAGAAGUACGACGUUAUCCCGGAGAUAUGGGAGGGCCAUAAUAUAGCGGAUUACAUAGACCUGGAUAUCUUCGAAAAAUUGAAUCAAUUGGAGAAGGAAGAGCAGUUGAGAGAGGAGGCUGGCUUCUACGAUUACAAGGUGCCGGAGUUGACGGAGACGAUGCGCGAGAUCGAGAAGCUGGCGAAGGAGAUUCGCGAGAAGAAGUUCGUCAUGAGGGACGAGGCGCGAAUAACGAAGGCCUCCACGAAGCCGGUUCUGCCGCGUACAGCCGCGGCUAAGACCCGCGGCCGAUCGGUCACGAGGCUGAAGGAGCAGAUGGAGGAGCUAGGCGUGGAUAUGGAAGAUACCGAAAACGCACACUUCACACGAACGAGAGGCCGGUCUAGGUCGCGUUCAGAGCCUGCUAGGAAACGCAUGCGUGUGGAAUCGGCGUCGCAGUCGCGUGCCCGCAGCGUUUCGAGACCACCGCGCAAUGACAUGGGCGUUAAAGAUGUAGAGAUGAAGGCGAAGCUGCAGAACGUGGCGUACAAAGUGCAGAAGAAGAAGAUAGCCAAGAAGGGUUUCAAGGGCGAGGGCGAUCGUUUUAUCGGCAACAAGAUGCCGAAGCAUUUAUUCUCCGGCAAGAGAGGAAUCGGCAAAACGUCCAGGAGAUAAAAAAUAUUUCAUUUAUAUCUCACAGGUUACUCACACUUCUUCAUUUAUAUCUUAUAUACCUCUGUAUAUAGAAAAAGAAACCGUCGUCUUUAUAAAUGUAAUUUUCAAUCCAGAUCUCUUUCUCUCUCUCGUAUUCAAAGUACUGCCGCGGAAUGUUUCAUUUACCGAUAUUAUCCUCGGAUGCUGUCGCUCGAAUAUUGUCGCUGACCGAUUUAUGUUUGAUUUACGAUCAAUAAUGACGUGCGAUUACGGUUUGUGAAUGAAGCUCGCGUCUCGCGUGUUUAUUGAAGAGACAUAGCGGAGACCGCUUUUCCAUUCCUCCGUUAUCAGCCGGCCAAAUAAGUAAUUUCCGCUAUGAAAAUAGUAUUUUUGUGACAGUCGUGGCAUGAAUGCGCGUGGUUGCAUAAUGCACACGAGGUAACCUUCGAACUCGAACGGGGUAAGCAGCGGUGUCACGCUCAAUGAAACUUUAUUGCUGUCGUGGCGAGAUAACCCCUCGCGUCGAUGGUAGAUUUCACAUUACAUUCUAUUCAUAAAAUCACAACGCUCGACUCGAGACGUCGAUUUAGUUUUACGAUUCUAAUUUUGAAAACGUCUGUAAGGCUACACCUAUAUAAAUAAUAAAAGUAAUGGAAUCUUAAUAAAUCACUAGACUUGUUCUAAUUUUGUGAAUUUCUAAAUAUUAUUUGAACAGCUGUUAAGAUAAGGAAUUAAAAACUUGUAAGAUUGUGAAAAACAUGAUUUUCUCUGAUAUUUUUGCUGAAAAUAAGAAUAAUUCUAAUUUCACGUAAUUUCAAAUUAUGAUUUAGUUAAAUACCAGCGUAAAGUAGUAGUAAGUGGAAGGUAGAAGAAAUAAACAAGCUUUUUUUUAUUGAAAAUUGUUAAAAGUUAUGUGUAACGAUCAUUGAUUAACGUAAAUUUUAGAUUGGACUAUUAUUAGCUUUCCAAGCUUCCGAAGAUCUCGAUUUAUCAAUGAUAAAAAUUAAUAUAGAAAUGUAAGGAGAAAAUUCUGCUCGUAUUUUGUAAAAAUACAUUUUAAAAUUCGCGCCGCUUUGGAUAUAAGUUUGCAUUAGCUCUUUCAAAUCAUGUUCUCCUUAUAUCCUCAUACCCUGAAUUUAACUACUAAAUUUAAAUAUUUAAAUUUGCGAAUUUAAAUAUUUUUGAAUUUGCAUCUUUCGAAGGACAGGAUAUUUGAAUCGUACUUAAGAUUAUGUAUUUUGCAACAACAUGCUGCUCUAAUCAUUUUGACGAUUUGUCGAGUGUAACGAAAACGGCAUGUUUCAAGUCUUAUCUCUUGUUGAUGCAGCAGUCAAUGAUUCCACAGAAAGUAAUCGAAUUUUUAUUUAAAAGAAAUUCGAUCGCUUGAUUAAAUCAAUGAAUUGAAUAAAUUAUUGAAGAUUUAAAAUAUAUCCUAGAUAGAUUGUUGACAAUUAUAAGAAACGUUUCUUCGAAAAGAAAAGAAAAAUCGAUAGAGAGAAUAAGACAAUCUUGUGUAUUGUUUUCCUGUAAAGUUACAAUAAAAAUAAAUAAUGUUAUAAAUUU